CUCACUCCAAAAAUCCAAACCCUGCUAUCCGUCCGGUGCCAGUAUUAAUGAUCGUGAUUGAUCCGGCGAAUGGGUCCCUUCAACCCCCAUGUGCUCUUGCCUCUGUCUCCACCCCCUCCUGCCUCUCCUUCAUCAUCACGCAUUUCCCUUCCUCCAACUCAUUGAUCUCCUCUCUCCCUGCCCGCGCUGCUCGUUCGACUCCAUUUCUUUUUUCUAUUCUAUUCCAAUCCUUUUCUUCUUUUAUCCGCGAGGGCCAUGAGCGGCGUCCUGACGGGCCACUCUCACCAGCGCCAACAGAUGACACCGGGAAAUAACGAUAACGGCAACGGCAAUGGCAACGGAGUCCCGCUGGUGGUGAAGAAGGCGCCCUCGAAAGACCGGCACAGCAAGGUGGACGGCCGCGGCCGCCGGAUCCGGAUGCCGAUCGUCUGCGCCGCCCGGGUCUUCCAGCUGACCCGCGAGCUCGGCCACAAGUCCGAUGGCCAGACCAUCGAGUGGCUCCUCCGCCAGGCCGAGCCCUCCAUCAUCGCCGCCACCGGAACCGGCACCACUCCCGCCUCCUUCUCCACCCUCGCGACCUCCCUCCGCCACUCCACCUCCUCCUCCUCCGCCCCUCUCGACCACAAACCCCAGCACCACCCCUCCGCUCCCUUCAUCCUCGGCAAGCGUCUCCGGGCCGACGACGACGACGACGACUCCUCCGCCACCAAAAAUGGCGGUGUAGGAAUGGGGCCGAUGGGCGGUUUCUGGGCCGUGUCGGCCAGACAGGACUUCGGGCAGGUGUGGAGCUUCGCGGCGCCGGAGAUGGUCGUGCCGCCGGGGUCGCUCUCCGGGAGCUUCGCCGUCGCUGCGCAGCCCGUCGGGAAGGCGUCGGCGGCGAGAGGCGGGAACUACCUCCCCAUGGUGCAGGGCCACCUCAACCUGCUCGCUUCCUUGUCGGGCUCGCCAGCUGCCGCUUCAGCGGCGGGCAGGAGUACUGAGGACGAGCCUCGCUGAUUGCUCUGGUGUUUCGCUGAGGUUGGGUGUGAGGGAUCCCUUCCUUGGAAGGUUAGGGUUUGUGGACUUGGAAUGACGUAGUUAGCGUUUUACUGCUUCCCCUCUUGCCGUCUUUCUUUGUUUGCGCGUAGGCGUUCCAUCUUCUGCUCCUCUCUCCAUUGGACUAGAGAUUUUGGGAUUGAAA
Elaeis guineensis (African oil palm) is the source of this 1180-nucleotide messenger RNA. RefSeq names its product transcription factor TCP7. Gene Ontology annotation, cellular component: nucleus. Lineage: Eukaryota; Viridiplantae; Streptophyta; Magnoliopsida; Arecales; Arecaceae. Gene Ontology annotation, molecular function: DNA-binding transcription factor activity; sequence-specific DNA binding. The record is from RefSeq and is a predicted model, not a curated record.